CUUGCACUAAUCAUCGCUAUUUUCGCGUGUUUGGAAGAUUAUACGAUGAAUUUCGCAAGGUCGCGAUUGCGAUCGAGCGAUGAAAGAAACACAAUGGUCAAGCACACGCGACGACAGUCAUGUAGUGUAUGCGUGACUUUCCGCCGGGACUCACCACGAACACAAGCCUGUCACAGUUUGGCACAACCUUCAAAGACCUUCAAGCCGAGUGUUUUAUCAGUUUUGACCGUCACGGGUUUAACCAACAUCCGUCACUUCUCAGUCUCCAUAUGAGUAACGUAAACAGUGUUUCAAAAAAACAAAACACUCAAAAUAUUUUGACAAAAAAUCCCGAGAUCGCGAGUAAAGACCGCCAUUUUGAAACACGUUCUUUAUAUGUACAUGUGUACGAGGAGUCCUGGGGUAGAAAAGCUACCUCACGUUUUUCAUUCGCCUCGUCAUGCAUUCUCGUCCCCAGAGGCCUCGCUCCUUUUAUAGUCAGCACCAAGGGUCGCGAUUCUUGGUGCUGACCUAAAGGAGCGCGGCCUCUGGGGACGAGGACGCUCGUCAUGCAAAGACAAGCUUAAGACAUCAUGCCCGGAGCAACUUUCAAGUCAAAUUUGCUCGAGGAAGUUACAAAGUUCCGUUUGCGUUCUGUCAAUUCUCCCGUGUAAAAUGAGAGAGGAAAUAAUAACCCUGUGGUUUAUUCUUCACGAACAGAUUGCGAAACUUAGUGGCCGGUUGAGCUAAAAUUGGGACAGGCGCUUCAUAAUUCAAAACUCAACUGCACAAUCUGUAGUGUAAAUUUAAAUUUUUGUCCGCAACUCCUUGUUCAUAUGGCGAUUUCACUCAUUCUGUCCCCAAUUUCUGUCGAUCUGUUGAUCAACGGUCGACCGUACGGCAAUUCGUUUCUUCGUGUUUGACACAGAUGUGGUGGUAUUUUUUCCACUUGCUCGAGCAAAUUGGAAUUAAAAAUUAAGUUGCAAGCCGCCUCAAGCAAACUGUUUAUCAAUAUUGGAAUAUUGCAUCGCGACAUUGCAGGGUUCUUGUUAAAGAACAUGCCUUUUGACUGUUGCUGUUGUAUUUUUGCCAAACUGGAUUGUCGACUGAAAGCUGGCAAAUCUAUUUAUUUAUCUAAAAAUCUUGCUCUUAGAAAACAGCUGCCUCGUCACAUAAUAAUUCAAUCCUCAGCAGGAAAAACUCUUGUGUGGGAUGAAGAGUUUUGUCCAAGCUUUCAGACCAGUUAUAGAAAAGACGAAAAUAAAAUACAAACAUAAUUUUUGUGUUCGUGCGUAAUGUAGUUGCUUGAGGCUUAACAAAGAAUUUUGAACACAGUUUACAUGUGCCACGGUCACGUGAUCCAGCCAAGCAAGCACCUGCUUUGUCCAAGCUUGGUUACUCAGGUCUUGUCGCAAACAAAGCCAAGCCGACUUUCAAGUUUCUUAGUGGCCACUUAACUAACGUGCCUGACGCCGAUUUGCUCAACUUAUCGCCAUGGCAACUCAGCCCACCGACAUGCAGCAACGUGACUCAGUGAAAUUCAGGUAUCAAUCAGGUGAUUUAAAAUCAGUCUAUUUAUUUCGCUUUUUAUAACACGUGUAAACAUUUCGUCCUAGCGGCACGGUCGUGACCACGGCGAUGAAAAUCGCGACAAACUCAGCAGCGAUAUUUUUUCUCGUUGUUGUGUGUCCGCCCGGCGUUUUUAGCGAAAUUUGCCAGCGGUUAAACCCGUCUUUAUUUCAAAGAUGUAUCAAAGCAGGGCACAAUUACACAGCAUAUUUCCCGAGUAAUACGACACUUCAUGAAAAUAUCAUAGCAUAUCACAUAGAGCGAGAAGCGCGACAGUUUGGACAAUGUUCAAAAUAUCUCGAUACAAUAUUGUGCUCUAUUUUCGUUCCUAAAUGCGUCGAAGAUCUCUACAGUCCAGUUUUGCCAUGUAGAAGGGUCUGUGAAGACUUUGUCAGGGACUGCGAGUUAAAGGUAGACUCCGAGAGAAUUGAGUGGAUAAAAGGGCUUUGUCAUUUGUUGCCUUAUUCCAUAGCGAACAAGAGCGACCGAGACGAAUGCUUUCAACCGGCAAAUUAUAAGCCGCGAGUCAACGCUACAACCCCUCUCGUUCAGAGCUGCACCAAACUUAUAAUGUCUUCCUGUUCCUAUCUCGGCUACUCGCAUACCACGCAAACUAAACACUUACAACUGAUACUCGAUAAUGUGCUCAAGGGAAAACUCCACAAAUUUGGAAAUCACUCCGUGUGUUCACCGAUGCUCAAGAAAAUUUUCUGCGCAGAGUUUGCUCCACCAUGUUUUCCACAAGACAAGACAGAAACUGUUCUAAGAACAGUGUGCAAGUCAGACUGCGAGAAUGUGCAGACAGAGUGUCCGGAUUUAUACCGGCAACAUUUUGGAGAAUACAGUUACUGUGAGCAAAUGGCAACAGAACUGAGCGACUUGGAUGGAUUUUGCAAACUGACGAAAUGGCCGACUGCCGUACGAUGGCCUUCACGACCAAAUCCUACAAUAAAGCCCAGUCUCCGCAGUUCAUCAAUACCAGCCGCUACGUCUUCCACACCGUCGGCUGGUUCAUUCGUUCCCAGACCUGUCACGCUGAGGGCCAAGAUUUCCCUGCCAGUAGUCGCUAUCGUUGUGUCUUCUGUUGUUAUUGCGCUGUCAGUAAUCGCUGUUGUAAGUGUGCUCUUGCUGCGAAAACGACGACCAUUCACUGAGGGGUGGACGGUAAGGGGAUAUCGGCGUCAUCCCUUGAACGAAUGGGAAACUUCAGUGUCGAUAAAAACGUGAGCCCACGCGCUCCUUUUAGCAUUGCGGUUUCGUCCUUGGUAUCACGCUUGAACAGAUCAUCCGCGAUCCACGAACUGUUCACGUUAACAACUCAAGGUACAAUCAAACACAGAACGUGAUAUUUCUGAGCAAACGGCAGGUGAUUUUGACCAGAAGGUCAUGUUCUUUGUUUCAUUUGCUCUUUGGAAAAAUUUAAAUCUUUCGGACAGCCAAGUUGUGCCAACGGAGAUAAUGAAAACAACAACAUGCUAAGAAUGAACAAUAACGAGCACUGCAUUGGAUGAAAAUGCAUAAGCGCUGCACAUUGAAGCAAAUUAACUGAGCACUAUAAAUAUUGAAGAAGAAAAUGAAGCAACAAUAUUGCUAACACCAAUUAUUUUUAAAUGGCAAUGGAACUACUACGAUUCUCAGUUGAGUAAGGUGCGACGAAAGUUUGGCCAUGGUGACCAGUUUUUAACGAUCAACUUGUGUGGUUGUCACGGAUAACUGACUCCGUUUCCAGUGGCAACUUGUCGGCCUUUGACGUCAUUAGCAACAAAGCGCGAAAUGCAGGCAACGAUACUGUUACCAUUGGAAACGCGGAGCGUGGUCCGUGGCAACACCCUAAUUUUAAGUCCAAAACUUCGUCACCAAAGCUCCGUCGCGCCUUACCCAAGUGAUAAUCGUAGUAUUGAAUUAGUAGCCAAUGAACAGAUCAGAUAUUAAAGAAAAAAAUUAAGUGAGAAUUUAAGUGCGAGCAACAAGUAAGCAGAGACAAAAUGAAGUUCCAAACGCUCUGGAGUGAUGAGCUGGUCUCAUUGUUGACUUCUUACACCUUUAUUUUUUUCAAUCAGGUUUUGCGUUUUUGGUAAAGUUUGAUGUCAAAGGGAGUCUUCCAGGGAGAAAAUCAAGAACUUUUAUUUUGAAGCAAUAAAUUUUCUAACCAGUUCAAA
Orbicella faveolata is the source of this 3707-nucleotide messenger RNA. RefSeq lists its product as uncharacterized. NCBI's taxonomy places the organism in Eukaryota, Metazoa, Cnidaria, Anthozoa, Scleractinia, Merulinidae. Gene Ontology annotation, biological process: canonical Wnt signaling pathway; non-canonical Wnt signaling pathway. Gene Ontology annotation, molecular function: Wnt receptor activity; Wnt-protein binding. The record is from RefSeq and is a predicted model, not a curated record. Gene Ontology annotation, cellular component: plasma membrane.